This is a messenger RNA of Saccharomyces mikatae IFO 1815, 573 nucleotides long. RefSeq lists its product as uncharacterized. NCBI's taxonomy places the organism in Eukaryota, Fungi, Ascomycota, Saccharomycetes, Saccharomycetales, Saccharomycetaceae. The record is from RefSeq and is a predicted model, not a curated record. Bases 1 to 573 code for a protein of 190 amino acids. The transcript has a single exon.
AUGUCUAGAUUGAGAAGGUUCAACAGAAAAAUCUUAAGCUUCAGUUCUGAUUACACUCAUGAUGGUGAAUCUGACGAGGAUGAUGUGCCCAUAUUACCACUAGAUACGGAAGAACAGGAAGAACUCAUACAAAAGUUUGAGGUCAAUGCUCACGUCACGAAUAAGCUCUACAUAAAUAUUCUAAGUGUACUAUAUCUACUAUAUGGGGGAUUGCUAAUGAUAUUCGUAAGAAAAUCGCGGGGACAUCUUAAAUUAGCAUUGCUUGCUGGCGCUAAUUCCUUGAUCUGUUCAUGCAUCACGCUUAGAUAUGACAUCAUAAACGAUUACCUUUUAUUUAAAAAGUUCAAGUUAAGAGUGAGCAAUUUUUCUAUUAAUAUACUGAACAUUAUUUUACUGGUUUUUAUGGGCUGGAUAAGUUUCAAUCAUGUGAUGGAGGAUAAAAUAACAAUGUUUUGUUUGCAAGUUCCUAUGCUCUUAUUCUGGUUAGCUAUGGUGGUGAAGAGAUGGGCUCGAAAUAUGGAAGAUGAAAUUGCAAAUCUAAGACGUUUAAAGUACAAAUACAAAAACGCUUAG